AUGCAUGGGUGCGGCCUAUCCGGCUCCAUCCCGACCACCAUAGGGCGCCUCACCAACCUGAGCUACUUCCUGGUCAACCAGAACCGCCUCUCGGGCUCCCUGCCCGCACAGAUAGGCACUCUCCCGCGCCUCUACAUGCUUGACGUCAUGGAGAAUCAGCUGGAAGGGGCUCUGCCAAAGUUCGAGGGUGCAAAUGAGCUCAACCACCUCCACAUGAGCAACAACCUCUUCACGUCUGUUCCAGCAGAGAUCAGCAGACUGCCCAAACUGCUGCACCUCUACUGCAGCCACCACUUCACCCUCUCGCCUCCUUCAUCUCUCCCCUCUGCUCCCUUGCGGGCUCCCUUGCUUGCUCCCUUGCUUGCUCCCUCCAUUUCCUCCCUCCGCUGUUCCCACCCACUCAUUUCCCUCCCUUCUCCCUUCCCCACCUCUCUCCCUUCCUUCCCCACUCCCUUCCCUCCCCUCCUCACUUUCCCUCCCCUUCGCCCUCUCUUCCCUCCCAAUCCAUUCCCUUCCCCAACCCUUCCCCUUCUCUCCCUUCCCUCCACCCCACCCUGCCCCAUCAACCAGCUACUGGAGCAACAACAUACUACCCGGCCCCUUCCCUUCCACCUGGUUCUUCCCCCGACUCAAGGACUUACCGUUUCUCCCCUUCACCCCCCUUCUCUCCCCCACUCCCCCUUUCCCCCUUCCCUUCCCUUCUCCAUCCCCCUCCCGCAUUGCCUCCCCUUCACCUUCCGCAUCGCCUCCCAGGGAUCUGAGCACCAACAGUUUCACCGGCUCCAUCCCAGGCUCUCUGUUUUGGCAGCACCCCAACCUCGUCAACCUGUCAGUUCAUCUCCUCUGUUUGUGUUUCCUACCCUGCGCAACCAGCUCAGCGGCGCCCUGCCAGACCUCUCAUCUCUUCCCCCCAGCAUUGUGUCGCUCUCCCUCUUGUUUUUCUAUCCCACCUUUCAUCCAUCUCCCAGCUUCCUAUCCGGCAACCAGCUCAGCGGUCCCCUGCCGGACCUCUCAUCGCUGCCCAGCAUCGUGUCGCUCUCCCUCUUUGACAACUCCCUCUCUUCCCUGCCGCCCGCAUUGCUCGCCAAGAGCAACAACUAUGUUCGUGAAACCAACAAUGCUGCUGCUGUUGUCACUACUAUAGCAUCCCCUCUGUUCCACCCCCUCUUGUCCACCAUCACUUUUCUCUCUCUUUUCACCUCCUCCUCCCCUUCUUUCCCGCUCCUCUAUUCCCUGCUCCUCCCCUUCUUCCUUCUCUCCCCCUUCCACCUCCUCCUCACCUUUCCCUUCUCUCUUUCCCUGUUCCCCCCUGCUCCCAUCUGCCCAACUCUGCCUCACAGGCUGUUCAACAACGAUCUCUGCAAGCCAUUCAAUCCAAACUACACGCAACUCUGCUCCCCCCCGACUCCGCUCACCCAAUACACUGCCCCUGCUUUCUGUGACGGCCUCGCCUGCCAGAACGACCUCUACAGCCCUAGCGCACCGCUCUAUAACAAGUCGCUCUCCUGCGUGUGUGUGUCCCCGUUAAGAGUCGACCUGCAGCUGUUUAUAUCGGAUUUCGUGGUAUACCAUGAGGCGCUGGUGCAACAGUUGGAGCAGCGGAUCUUCUCUGAGCUCAACAGCAAGUCUCAGAUCAACAUCACGAGGCUGCAGGUCCUCAUCUCUUCCAUGAGCAGCGGCGCCUCCCUCGACUCACUCGCAUCAACCGUCCCUUCCAACCACACCACAUGUCCUCGUCUCUUCCAUCAGCAGCAGUGCCUCUCUCUCCUCCCUUGCAUCACACCACAGGCCACAUGCCAUCCCCAAAGCCCACCACUCACGAAUCAAAAACUUAAUUUCUCAUACUUUCCCUUCCACUCCCUUCUUUUCCCCUCCUCCCCUACCAACCACCAGGUCCUCGUCUCUUCCAUCAGCAGCGGCGCCUCUCUCUCCUCGCUCGCCUCCACCUUCGCCUCGGAGCACAUCAACCACCAGUCCACGCUCAUCAUCACCGUUCUCUUCUUCCCGCCGGGCGGCGACGGCAGCUGGUACCCGCGAGACACACCGCAGGCCAUCCGCAACGCCCUCACCUUCGCGGGACCUGGCCCCUAUACCCCCCCAUCGCCGCAGCAAACUGCUUCCUCUGGGCUGAGCACAGGUGCCAUCGUGGCCAUCUCAGUGUCUUCCGCUGCUGUUGCUAUUGCCCUCAUUGUGCUUCUUCUCAUGCGCCCCUGGGAGAGGAGAGGAGACCUGUGGAGUUCAGAGGACUACAGGGCGCCUGAGGGGCUGCAGAUGCUGGGCGUGCGUCGGUGCAAGCUCAAGGAGAGGCAAUAUGUGCUCCCCACCCCUCCCAUCUCUCCCCUCCCCUCCCCUUCCCUUCCCACCUCUCUUCACCCCUUCCCACCUCUCUGUUCUCCUACAACAGGAGACCAGUGGAGCUCGGAGGACUACAAGGCGAUAGAGGGGCUGCAGAUGCUGGGCGUGCGUCGGAGCGAGCUCAAGGAGAGGCAAUAUGUGCUCCCCACCCCUCCCCAUCUCUCCCCACCCGUCCGCUUCCCUUCCCACCCCUCUUCACCCCUUCCCACCUCUCUGUUCUCCUACAACAGGAGACCUGUGGAGCUCGGAGGACUACAAGGCAAUAGAGGGGUUGCAGAUGCUAGGGGUGCGUCGGUGCAAGCUCAAGGACAUAGCGGAUGCGACCCAGGGGUUCAAGACGCUACUGGGGGAGGGCGGAUACGGACAGGUGUGUAUGGGGAGUGGUUGGGGCAGCUUCACUUCCCAUGCCUCUUCCCAUGCCUCUUCCCAUGCCUCUUCCCUUGCCUCUUCCCAUGCCUCUUCCCAUGCCUCUUCCCAUGCCUCUUCCCGUGCCUCCUCCCAUGCCUCUUCCCAUGCCUCUUCCCAUGCCUCUUCCCAUGCCUCCUCCCAUGCCUCUUCCCAUGCCUCUUCCCAUGCCUCUUCCCAUGCCUCUUCCCGUGCCUCCUCCCAUGCCUCUUCCCAUGCCUCUUCCCAUGCCUCUUCCCAUGCCUCUUCCCAAACCUCUUCCCAUGCCUCUUCCCAUGCCUCUUCCCAUGCCUCUUCCCAUGCCUCUUCCCAUGCAUCUUCCCAUUCCUCUUCCCAUGCCUCGCUCCAUGCCUCUUCCCAUGCCUUUUCCAUGCCUCUUCCCAGUGUCUGACCAUUCUCAGGUGUACUGAGUGGUGCUGGUCUCAGGGGGAGCAGCACAGAAAAGCUCUGCCUUCACCUCGUCUCCCGUUUCUGCUCCCCAUGCCUUGCCUAUCUGCUCCCCAUGCCUUGCCUAUCUGCUCCCCAUGCCUUGCCUAUCUGCUCCCCAUGCCUUGCCUAUCUGCUCCCCAUGCCUUGCCUAUCUGCUCCCCGUGCCUUGCCUAUCUGCUCCCCAUGCCUUGCCUAUCUGCUCCCCAUGCCUUGCCUAUCUUCUCCCCAUGCCUUGCCUAUCUGCUCCCCAUGCCUUGCCUAUCUGCUCCCCAUGCCUUGCCUAUCUGCUCCCCAUGCCUUGUCUAUCUGCUCCCCAUGCCUUGCCUAUCUGCUCCCCAUGCCUUGCCUAUCUGCUCCCCAUGCCUUGCCUAUCUGCUCCCCAUGCCUUGCCUAUCUGCUCCCCAUGCCUUGCCUAUCUGCUCCCCAUGCCUUGCCUAUCUGCUCCCCAUGCCUUGCCUAUCUGCUCCCCAUGCCUUGCCUAUCUGCUCCCCAUGCCUUGCCUAUCUGCUCCCCAUCGUCUCCCGUUUCUGCUCCCCAUGCCUUGCCUAUCUGCUCCCCAUGCCUUGCCUAUCUGCUCCCCAUGCCUUGCCUAUCUGCUCCCCAUGCCUUGCCUAUCUGCUCCCCAUGCCUUGCCUAUCUGCUCCCCAUGCCUUGCCUAUCUGCUCCCCAUGCCUUGCCUAUCUGCUCCCCAUGCCUUGCCUAUCUGCUCCCCAUGCCUUGCCUAUCUGCUCCCCAUGCCUUGCCUAUCUGCUCCCCAUGCCUUGCCUAUCUGCUCCCCAUGCCUUGCCUAUCUGCUCCCCAUGCCUUGCCUAUCUGCUCCCCAUGCCUUGCCUAUCUGCUCCCCAUGCCUUGCCUAUCUGCUCCCCAUGCCUUGCCUAUCUGCUCCCCAUGCCUUGCCUAUCUGCUCCCCAUGCCUUGCCUAUCUGCUCCCCAUGCCUUGCCUAUCUGCUCCCCAUGCCUUGCCUAUCUGCUCCCCAUGCCUUGCCUAUCUGCUCCCCGUGCCUUGCCUUUCUGCUCCCCGUGUCUUGCCUAUCUGCUCCCCAUGCCUUGCCUAUCUGCUCCCCAUGCCUUGCCUAUCUGCUCCCCAUGCCUUGCCUAUCUGCUCCCCAUGCCUUGCCUAUCUGCUCCCCAUGCCUUGCCUAUCUGCUCCCCAUGCCUUGCCUAUCUGCUCCCCAUGCCUUGCCUAUCUGCUCCCCAUCGUCUCCCGUUUCUGCUCCCCAUGCCUUGCCUAUCUGCUCCCCAUGCCUUGCCUAUCUGCUCCCCAUGCCUUGCCUAUCUGCUCCCCAUGCCUUGCCUAUCUGCUCCACAUGCCUUGCCUAUCUGCUCCCCAUGCCUUGCCUAUCUGCUCCCCAUGCCUUGCCUGCUCCCCAUGCCUUGCCUAUCUGCUCCCCAUGCCUUGCCUAUCUGCUCCCCAUGCCUUGCCUAUCUGCUCCCCAUGCCUUGCCUAUCUGCUCCCCAUGCCUUGCCUAUCUGCUCCCCGUGCCUUGCCUUUCUGCUCCCCGUGUCUUGCCUAUCUGCUCCCCAUGCCUUGCCUAUCUGCUCCCCAUGCCUUGCCUAUCUGCUCCCCAUGCCUUGCCUAUCUGCUCCCCAUGCCUUGCCUAUCUGCUCCCCAUGCCUUGCCUAUCUGCUCCCCAUGCCUUGCCUAUCUGCUCCCAUGCCUAUCUGCUCCCCAUGCCUUGCCUAUCUGCUCCCCAUCGUCUCCCGUUUCUGCUCCCCAUGCCUUGCCUAUCUGCUCCCCAUGCCUUGCCUAUCUGCUCCCCAUGCCUUGCCUAUCUGCUCCCCAUGCCUUGCCUAUCUGCUCCACAUGCCUUGCCUAUCUGCUCCCCAUGCCUUGCCUAUCUGCUCCCCAUGCCUUGCCUGCUCCCCAUGCCUUGCCUAUCUGCUCCCCAUGCCUUGCCUAUCUGCUCCCCAUGCCUUGCCUAUCUGCUCCCCAUGCCUUGCCUAUCUGCUCCCCAUGCCUUGCCUAUCUGCUCCCCAUGCCUUGCCUAUCUGCUCCCCAUGCCUUGCCUAUCUGCUCCCCAUGCCUUGCCUAUCUGCUCCCCAUGCCUUGCCUAUCUGCUCCCCAUGCCUUGCCUUUCUGCUCCCCAUGCCUUGCCUUUCUGCUCCCCAUGCCUUGCCUUUCUGAUUCCCAUGCCUUGCCUAUCUGCUCCCCGUAACUUCAGGCAUUUGCCAUGCCUCUCCUUCGUCCCGUGCCGGACCCACUCUCAGGUGUACCGGGGAGUGAUGGAAUCAGGGGAGGUGGUGGCAGUGAAACGAGCCAAGGGGCACGUGAAGCUAUGUGGCACAGAGUUCCGCCACGAGAUCCAGCUGCUCUCAGCCGUGCGCCACCGCAUCCUGCUGUGCGGCACUGAGUUCCGUGUCGGGGUUACUCCCCUCUCCUUCCUCACUCAUCUCUUGCCCUUGCCUCUUCCCUGGCUUCUGACCUCACCUUCUUCCCUUCCUUCUUAUUCUGGCCUUUCCCCACCUUGUGCUGUCCCCACUCCUGCUGCCCUGUUCCCUUCUUCGUUCUCUCGUCUUCUGUGCGGCACUGAGUUCUGCAACGAGAUUCAGCUGCUCUCAGCCGUGCGCCACCGCAACCUGCUGUGCGGCACUGAGUUUCGCAACGAGAUCCAGCUGCUCUCAGCCGUGCGCCAUCGCAACCUCGUGCAGCUGAAGGGCUUUUGUGUGGAGGGGGGCGAGCAGCUACUGGUGUAUGAGUUCAUUGAGAGGGGCACGCUGGAAGAUCUGCUGAGAGCCGACUCAAAGCACCCGCUGACGUGGCGGAAGCGCAUUGACAUCGCGUGUGGUGCAGCGAGUGGGUUUGCGUAUCUGCACCAUCAGAUCAAGCCGCCCAUCAUUCACCGCGAUGUGAAGACGGUUAACAUCCUCGUCACAGCGGGCCUAGAAGCCAAGUUUGCUGACUUGGGAAUUUCCAAAACGGACAACAUCCUGGUCACAGCGGGCCUCGAGGCAAAGGUGUCCGACUUUGGAAUCUCCAAGGCGGUUCCAGAGGAGGUGGAGAAGGGCGGGAGGCUGGACACGCAAGUGAAAGGGACUGUGGUGAGUGCAGGGGGUAGGGUGGGGGGAAGGGGAGGAGGGAGGGAGGAGAGGGGGGGUGAUUGA
Molecule: messenger RNA, 6291 nt
Organism: Closterium sp. Naga37s-1
Lineage: Eukaryota; Viridiplantae; Streptophyta; Zygnematophyceae; Desmidiales; Closteriaceae
Source: the annotation of a GenBank genome assembly